GCCUGUUUGAAGCCCAUCCAGGUUGAUGUGUGGAUGUGAAACUUACCAAGAACAAACGUACAUUCACUUCCAAUGAUUUUGCUUUCAUUUCACGGGCCCCUUAAUUUCCGGUCGGUCUCAGACGUUGAUUGGUACAGCUGGAGGAGGAGGCGGGACUUCUGGUUGGUACAGUAGCAGAAUUGGCCAACCGCCAGCGUGCAUCACAGUCCAGGCCACAGAGUCUGCAGCUGCAAAAAUGUCCAUAUUGUGUCUGCAUUCACAACUACAGCUUUUAGUAACUCUUUAGCUGCACUCUUUAAGGGAAAACAACCUUUUAGCAGUUGCUGCUAUUGCUAUUGCUUGCUGCAACAUAAGGAGAAGGAGCUCUAAUGUGACAGCUGACAGACUGAAAGGGAAUGGCAGGAGAAACCAUGGGGUCUGAGUAGACUGGCUGUGCGUUGGAGGUUCACAGUAUGGAAACAAUGUCGUACAGUAACAGAGAGCUGGUGGAGUUCUUUAUAGGCUACAAGCUGUCUCAGAGAAACUAUUCAACCUCUCUGCUGAGGCCAGAGGAUGCUGGCGGAAGGACUGAAGGAGACAAGGCCAACUCAGCUGGCAGUAACGGCCUGCUGGUCAACAGCAGAAAUGGGGGCGGCCAGCCAGGGAUGUCGUUGCCCCCACGUGGUGACAUAGAGGCUGUAAAGGCAGCUCUUCGGGACUCAGCAAAUGAGUUUGAACUGCUCUUCACACAAGCGUUUAGUAACCUUUCCUCGCAGCUAGACAUCACUCCUGACACAGCCUACCACAGCUUUAAGAGCGUGAUGGACGAGGUGUUCAAGGAUGGAAUCAACUGGGGUCGUGUAGUGGGCCUGUUUGCCUUUGGCGGCGUGCUGUGUGUGGAAUGUGUAGAGAAGGAUAUGACCGAACUGGUUUCCCGCAUCGCAGACUGGAUGACCAUGUACCUGGAUGAGCACAUCAGUCCAUGGAUCCAGAGCCAAGGAGGAUGGGUGAGUUGGCAUGGGAUGAGCUCAACGUGCAGCUUUGUUCAUGGAGUUGGGUCAGUACUUGGUAUGGGCAGAUAUCCUAAAUUGAGGAAUUUGAAUUAUCUGGAGUGAAAGAAGUUGGAUCAACUAUGUCACACAAUUUAAACACUGAAUACACUGAAAAUCUUCCUUUUUAGGUAUCCGAUACUCACUGCCUGUAGCUUGAUUUUAUAUACAUACUUUAAUAUUUAAAGUAAGUGCAGAUAUAUUUAAAGGUUAGUACAAGUGCCUUAUGUACUAGAUGCUCUGAACACAAACAUGCACACAUGCAACAUGAUUAUCUGAUAUUAGAGCUGGGUUAAAAUAAUCGCUUGUCCAAUUAAAAUCAAUCUUUGUUUGAGGGAUCUGAUAUUGAUUGAUAUAAUCCCGAAAUUGAUCUUUUAAUAUAUGCCUUUUCACCAUGGAUGUAUGAGGGCAUCACAUGAUGGGCCGGGAGUUUCCGUUUGACUGUUUAGCCACUAUCUUCGAUUUCCUUCAAAUUUGAGGGUUGCUUCUUGCUUGUACAAUUUACAGCAUACGUUCUCUAAGAAUUGCUUUUAUAUCCAAGUAAAAUUGUUUUUAUAACUGAACUUUCCCUAACCUAAUUGGAAUGGAGUCCAGACCUUGUGAUUCAGAAUCGAUUCCAGAAAUUAUUGGUGAUACCCAGCCCUAUCUGAUAUAUUGUAGUUUUAUAGGUAACCAAUUUCAUAUUUGAAAGAUUUUUUAUUUUUUUUUAAGAAUGCCCAUACAUACAUAUUUGUGCAGAGCUGCAAAAGUGCCAAUAUUAUAGGGCACAGCUGUAGUUUUUCGGUGGAGUAUUCCUUUAAUGUGGAUAGAAAGAAAAUUAGACAUUGUCCAAUAACAACAAUUCUCUUUUUUUUCUGUCUGAAUCAAUUUGAUCUGAAUCUGA
Messenger RNA from Perca fluviatilis (European perch), 1911 nucleotides. RefSeq names its product bcl-2-like protein 1. Gene Ontology annotation, molecular function: protein homodimerization activity; protein heterodimerization activity. Gene Ontology annotation, cellular component: mitochondrial outer membrane. Lineage: Eukaryota; Metazoa; Chordata; Actinopteri; Perciformes; Percidae. Bases 453 to 1094 code for a protein of 213 amino acids. Gene Ontology annotation, biological process: negative regulation of intrinsic apoptotic signaling pathway; intrinsic apoptotic signaling pathway in response to DNA damage; extrinsic apoptotic signaling pathway in absence of ligand. The record is from RefSeq and is a predicted model, not a curated record. The transcript has 3 exons.